AAACGGUCCCUUUUAUUCAAUUCAUAUCUGCUCUCACAUUCAACGCAACAGCUAAUACGAGAAGAACACAGCAGUAGCCAAACAUGGAAGUUAUGACCCAUUCCUCCGCCUUCCUCCUUCCCACGAUCUCCGACGACCACCAUCCUUCACUUAACUACGCUCUAAUCGUGCUUAACCAACACCUCCCUAAAUUUACUCCUCUCAUCUGGAAGCACGCAAAAAUACGCGUGUGUGCAGAUGGAGGCGCAAAUCGCGUUUAUGAUGAAAUGCCUCUGUUGUUUCCUCACGAAAACGCUCUUGAUGUCCGACAGAGGUAUAAACCAGAUGUAAUCAAGGGAGACCUGGAUUCAGUCCGAAGAGAAGUACUGGAUUUCUACGCCAGACUGGGAACCAAGGUGGUUGAUGAAUGUCAUGAUCAGGACACCACAGAUUUACACAAGUGUGUUGCAUAUAUUUGUGACAUCACUCCGGACUUGGAUAAAUCUAGUCUUUGCAUUCUUGUUGCUGGAGCACUUGGUGGCCGUUUUGACCAUGAGGCUGGAAACCUUAAUGUUCUUUAUCGGUUCUCUACAAUACGAGUAAUCCUUUUAUCUGAUGACUGCCUCAUCUACCUACUUCCAAGUACUCACUGUCAUGAGAUUUAUAUCCAAUCUUCCAUAGAGGGCCCACAUUGUGGACUCAUUCCCAUAGGGAAGCCGUCUGGGAGUACCACAACCACUGGGCUCCAAUGGGAUCUCACUGACAUGGAGAUGAGUUUUGGUGGUUUAAUAAGCACGUCCAACAUAGUUAAAGGAGGAAAAGUAACAGUGCGGUCCAGUUCAGAUCUUCUGUGGACAAUUUCCAUUAAAAGGGCAUAACGCGACUAACCAGCUGCAGAGCUAUUCAGUAGCAGGUGCAUCUUAGGUGGUUCUUCAUGUGCAUAUUUAAUUAGUUGUUUGAAAGAAAUGAUUUAAGCGGUGCUAUCAUUUUCCCCACGGUGACCAGGGAUAUCAUUUUGUGUAAAUUAGGCUUCUAAAAUUUGUUAUUAUUAUUAUUCUUUUUUCGCCUUCACAUGAUAAUCAAAUCGGGUGGCAACUUUUGUUACUGUUGAUUGUAAUUACUAUUAUAAUUGGUAUCA
Molecule: messenger RNA, 1117 nt
Organism: Ricinus communis (castor bean)
Lineage: Eukaryota; Viridiplantae; Streptophyta; Magnoliopsida; Malpighiales; Euphorbiaceae
Product: thiamine pyrophosphokinase 1
Exons: 6
Coding region: 84-857 (257 amino acids)
Biological process (GO): thiamine metabolic process; thiamine diphosphate biosynthetic process
Molecular function (GO): thiamine binding; ATP binding; thiamine diphosphokinase activity
Source: RefSeq, a predicted model, not a curated record